AUGGCUUCGGCUGCGCAACGUGUUCGACCUCGGCCGGCUCAUACACAAGGCACAACUCGCUGUGCAUACACGCCAGACGGAUCGAAGCUGGUCACCGUCGGAUCCAACAACACGAUCCGCAUCUACAAGACUGGCUUUGAUGGAGAGCCGACCAACAUCGACGAGUGCCAGGAGCAAAAUGUCAGUGUCGCCGCCAAUGAUGACUUCUUCAUAGUCGGCUCCGAGGACGGCACUGUGAGCCUGUACUCCUUGGAGACCAACACAUUCCAGCGCUUCCUGACGCGCUGCACGCUCCCUGUGCGUGAUGUUGCGCUCUCUCCGGACGGGAAGCUGUGUGCUGUGGCCAGCGACGAGCUCACCGUCAAGGUCGUCGGAACCGCCGACAACUCCAGGAUAUUCCACCUGAAGGAGCACGGGAAGCCGACCAAGCAUGUUUCCUUUGACCCAAAGGGCAGCAUACUCACCCUCUCAUGUACCGACGGCGUUGUCUAUGUCUACUCAAUGACGGCAGAAGAACCCGAGCUGAUAAGGAAGGUCGACGGGGCGAUUGGGUCGUUGGAGACAAAUGAGGACGCGUCGUCCUCCGUCGCCUGGCACCCGGACGGGAGGGCAUUCGCAGUUCCCACGCCAAUUCGAGACAUCCAGGUCGUCUCCAAAAAUGACUGGGAUAACCAGCGAUCUUUCAGGAACGGGCACGAAGGCGACAUUACUGCCAUCGCCUGGUCACCAAACGGAGCCAUGCUCGCAACGGCAGCCAAGGACAAGAAGGUCCUCAUCUGGCAGACAAAGGACCAGACAGUCAUCGGAAGAUACGAAUAUCCGAAUGUCAUCGACAUUGCGUGGCAUCCAACAAAUAACUUACUAUCCCUGACCACCACCGACGGCGAGGUCUAUAUCUGCCCUGAUUUUAUCUCAAGCCAAUUCUCCAUUCUUCUGAAAUUGUCAAGGCAGCCAGCACCAUUCAUCCACGACCCUCUGGACGAAACAGCAGCCAACGGCCGAAGACCGCAAGUGAACGGUCAGAAGACCCGCCCGGAAGCAGCUCGGACAGAGUUGACGGACGAUCUGGACUCCUUGCUUGAUGAUGGUUUUGGAGAAGACGACGACAACUUCGUCAUUGAUGACGACGGCGCUGGAUACACUCUAGGCCGCAAGAGGCCGGCUGACGACGAUGACAUCUUCGGCGACUAUCCAAAUAAGCGGGCCAAUGUCCUCCAGCCGCGGUUUCACGAGCCGUUCCAACCAGGCGCAACUCCCUGGCGUGGGAACCGGAAGUACCUCUGUCUGAACUUGAUCGGGUUCGUCUGGACUGUCGACCAGGACACGCACCACACAGUGACCGUGGAGUUCUAUGAUCAUGAGUUCCACCGCGAUUUCCAUUUCACAGACACUUUCCUCUACGACAAGGCAUGCCUCAGCGACCAUGGAACCCUUUUUGCAUGCCCUCCAAAAGACGAUGCGCCAGCGUCGAUCUUCUAUCGGCCGCAUGAAACAUGGACACAGCGUAAUGACUGGAGGACAGAGCUUCCUAGGGGAGAGGCCGUGCUGGCCAUGUCCUUGGGCGAUUCCUUCAUAACAGUGACAACGUCGGCGAAUUACGUGCGAGUCUACACCUUGUUCGGGAUUCCCUACCGAGUUUACCGGCCGAAAAGCACUCCGAUGGUGACGUGUGCCAGCUGGCGGGACUAUGUUCUGACCAUAGGCAACGGACCUUGCGGUGCCGAUGGUAGGACAAGGCUUCUCUACUCGAUCGAGAACGUCAAACGCGAUGAAAUCUGUCAGAAUGAAGACACGGUUGCUCUACCAGAGGGCGCCACCGUCAAGAGCGUCUUCUUCUCUGACAAUGGGGACCCAUGCAUCUACGACUCUACAGGCACACUCCUGACGCUCCUGCACUGGCGCCAGCCGUCACGAGCAUCAUGGACCCCUCUGCUGGACACCAAGCUCCUGCCGCGCCUGGCCUCGGGCCGCAAGAACGAGAGCUACUUUCCCAUCGCGGUGGCGGACAACAAGUUCCACUGCAUCAUCCUCAAGGGCGGGGACCAGUAUCCUUACUUCCCGCGACCCCUCCUCUCCGAGUUCGACUUCUCCGUACCGCUCACCUCGGCACCGCCCAAGACCAGGACCAGGCCCGGCGACGGUGACGAGGACAUGGAGGACGACGACGAGGACGCGUUCAAGGCGGACGAGGAGGAGUCUUCCGAGUCCCGCAGGCUCGAACAGCAGUUCAUGCUGCGUGGGAUCCAGGCUGCGCAGGUGCAGGAUCUGGUUGAGUCGACGUCGGGCAGCCACGCGCAGCGCACGGCGCUGGCCCGGCUCGAGAUCGAGAUCGACAAGGCGCUGCUGCAGCUGCUGGCGAUCGAGUGCCGCGAGGGCGAGGAGCGCGGCAUGCGCGCGCUGGAGAUGGUGGAGCUCAUGCGGGACCGAACGGGCAGGAUGGUCGAGGCCGCGGGCAAGGUGGCCGAGAGGUACGGGAGGGCGAUCCUGGGCGAGAAGAUCAGGGAGCUCGGCGACAAGAGGGCUAAUGGGAUGGACUUCGACGACUCGUAG
Messenger RNA from Diaporthe citri, 2550 nucleotides. RefSeq lists its product as uncharacterized. Gene Ontology annotation, molecular function: chromatin binding; protein binding. Gene Ontology annotation, cellular component: nuclear replication fork. The transcript is spliced from 2 exons. The coding region runs from base 1 to 2550 and encodes 849 amino acids. The record is from RefSeq and is a predicted model, not a curated record. NCBI's taxonomy places the organism in Eukaryota, Fungi, Ascomycota, Sordariomycetes, Diaporthales, Diaporthaceae. Gene Ontology annotation, biological process: DNA-templated DNA replication; mitotic cell cycle; DNA repair.